UCGAACCAGGAUCUCUAGCGCUGCGCCACUCAGGAGGCACAAAGAAACCAUAAAAAUCAUGUCACUUUCCGUAGGAUUAUGUAGCCACAGAAUGUUUUUAAAAUCACUUUAAGCCAAUUGAGUUUGUAUUUAGUCGAGAUCAUUCGAGUCACUUGAAGAGAAAACAACGCAGACAGACUUUGCCACAAUCCUGUGAAUGGACAUUUAUUCGUGGAGUGAAGCAGCAGCAGCAGCAGCGAUAAACGAUUUGAGAAAUCAUCAAAUCUGAAGAUGUCAGCAAGAAAGGAUAAUUACAAACGGGUCAAAGCAGAGGUCAGGGCCACACUGAAAAGUUUGAAGUCAAAGAAGUUCCGACGAUUUAAACGCCAUCUGUGUAAGAAGAUUGAUAAGAGUGUUAAGAAGAUGGGAGUGAAAGACCUUGUGGCGGUACUGAUGAAGAAAUAUGGAGAAGAGGCCAGUAACAUUGUGUCCUCCAUUCUAAAAGACAGUAAAUUGAGACAAAGAAAAGAAAAGAAAAGACAAAGUCAACAAGGCUUUGAGAAUGAGGAGAUUCCCAUUAAGGAGGAGAUGGAUGACCAACAGGUGACACCUCUGUCUAAGGCCAACCACACUGGAGGACCACUCGCUGAACACAGAGGAUACACAGCAACUAAUGGAAGCAACGUUUGUGCACCAACGUUUUCUGGUGUUUCAGUUGGAAAUAACCUGAAGAUAGAAAAUAAUUUCCAUGUGUACCCUGGAAAGAUUGACCAGCAGAUUCCACAGUUAAGCCCAGUGCCACUGUAUGACCACAGCAAGGAGAAGGAAAACAUCCUUCACAUCAAAGACAAGAUCAAAAAACGCCAGAAGGUGAAUUCUGAAUGCAUACUAGAGGGUAUUGAAACCCAAAGCACAUCAGUCCUUAACAAGGUCUACACAGAGUUGUACAUUGUCACCUGUGAUUCUACCAGCAUCAAUAAGGAACACGAGGUGUGGCAGGCUGAGACGGCACACCUCAAAGACUUCUCUGAGGCCUCCGUCAUAAAAUGCCAAGAUAUCUUCAAGCCUGCUGAAGACGAAACUAUCAGGUGUGUGGUGACAAAGGGAAUCGCUGGCAUUGGGAAAACUGUGGCAGCUCGGAAGCUCAACUUGGACUGGGCAGAUGGAAAAGCGAAUCAAGAAAUCGAUUUUGUAUUCCUCCUAUCUUUCCGGAAGCUGAAUUUGAUAAAAGACCAGCACAGUCUGCAUGGACUUCUUCAGCACUUCUACCCUGAACGUAAAGACAUAAACGUUAAGGAGAUGUAUGAUGAACAUAAUGUUUUGUUCAUCCUUGACGGCCUGGAUGAGAGCCAACUACAACUAAAGUUUGAUGAAAUUGAAAACAGGCUGGUAUCUGAUGUGUCUGAGUCUGCUUCACUGGACGUUUUGCUUACAAACCUCAUCACUGGCUAUCUUCUCCCUAGGGCUCUCCUCUGGAUAACCUCCCGUCCAGUAGCUGCCAAUCAGAUCCCUAGAGACUAUUGUCAUCGAGUUACAGAGAUCAGAGGGUUCAAUGAUGCUCAAAAGGACGAGUACUUCAGGAAACACAUCAGAGAUCCAGAGAUGGCCAGCCGCAUCAUCUCAGACAUAAAAGCAACCCGGAGCCUGUACAUCAUGUGUCAUGUACCGGUGUUCUGCUGGAUGGCAGUAACUGUGCUUCAGGAUAUACUGAGUAAAGACAACAAGAGCAGGCCAAAGCCUCGAUCUUUGCUUACAACCCUCUCUGAAAUGUACAUCCAUUACACAAGGAUACAAACAAGGAUCAGUUUCGAGAAGCAUGGACCAAAACAGGACAAACAACGUCCUUUGAUGUCAAACAAAGACAUCAUUUUGAAAUUGGGAAAGCUAGCAUAUCAGAACCUGGUAAGUCAGAAUGUGCUCUUUACAGAAGAGCACUUGACAGACUGUGAUAUUAGUGUCGUGGACGCUGCUACAUGCCCUGGCCUGUGUACAGAACUUGUACAAUUAGAGCAUGGACUGUAUCCAAGGAAGCUGUAUUGUUUUGUACACUUAAGUGUUCAGGAGUUCUUUGCUGCUCUGUACGCAUUUCAUGAAUUUGAAAAUGGCAGGAUUGACUCAGUGAAAGCCUUAAUCAAAAAGAGGAAAGGGAGAACUUUGUUAGAUUUCCUCAAAGGUGUGCUCGACAUUGCAUUAGAUAGUCAAAAUGGACACCUGGACCUUUUCACACGCUUCCUUUUCGGGAUCUCUCACAACUCCAGCCGGGACCUCCUUCAAGACAUUCUGGGAAAAACAACCAGCAGUUCAGAAUGCAACAAAAAGUUAAUCGGAUAUAUCAAGAUGUUGAAAAGGAAGGACCUCUCUCCAGAGAGAUGCAUCAACUUGAUCCACUGUGUGCUUCAGCUGAAGGACCACACCAUACUUCAGAAUGACAACAACCAAGUCUCGCCUUCAGACACACAGCCAACUCCAUUUCAGUGUUCUCUCCUGGCAUAUAUGUUCAUUAUGUCAGAGAAGCCUGAAGAGUUCGACUUCAGGAAUAACAAAGCUUCGGAGGAAGCUUUUCGCAGACUGGCUCCUGCUUUGCUGUCUUGCACUAGAGCGUUGCUCAACUUCUGUGGCAUCACAGUACUGGAGUGUGCAACUGUAUCCUCAGUUCUCCAGUCUGAGAAUUCUCGUCUGUCAGUCCUGGACCUGGGCCACAACAACCUGUGCGAUGAAGGGGUGAUCCGCCUCUGCUGUGGGCUGCGGAACCCCAACUGCAAGGUGGAAACCCUGAAUCUACGCCACAAUCAUGUGGGAGUUGGAGGUGUCAAGGCAAUCUGCGAAGUGCUGACUUGUCCCACCUCAAAACUUCAGAACUUGGACCUCAGCUGCAAUGACCUUGGGGACCCGGGGGCAGAGUUGCUUGCUGUUGCCCUCCACAAGCAUUGCAAGCUGCAAGCACUGAGGCUAUCUGGCUGUUUGAUCACACUGCCUGAGAUUGUGUCCUCUGUCCUGGCCGUAGCUUUGAGGUCAGAAGCCUUCCAGAUGAAAGAGCUGGAUCUGAGCUACAAUCCCCUCAGAUACGUUAAAUUGGAUUUCCCGCUACAGCUGAACAUGGACCAUACAGGAGAGAGCAGGAAUAAACCAGGUCUGAAGAAAUAUGCCAGUGAGCUCACACUAGACCCCAGCACAGCAAAUCGUUUCCUGUCCCUGUCCGAGGGGAACAGGAAAGUGACGCGCCAGAGGAAGGCGCGAGACUAUCCCAGCACCCAAGAGCGGUUCGAUGAAUGCAACCAGGUGCUGAGCAAGGAGGACCUCGGCGGGCGGCAUUACCUGGAGAUUGAGUGUCUGCAUGACGUACAUAUAGGCAUGGCCUACAAGCGAUUAAAGAGGAACGGGGCCGGAGACAAUGUAACGCUAGGACGGAAUGCUCUUUCUUGGGCUUUGUACGCCUCAAAGGAUAAGUUCUAUGCCCAGCACGAAAAAAUUAUUCACAACUUACGGCUCCCUGAAAUCAAAUCAGAUGAGUCCUAUAGAAUUGGGGUGUUUCUGGACAGGCCGGCCGGCCUCCUGUCCUUCAACAAAAUCUCCUCAGAGUCUGACAAACUGACCCACCUGUACACCUUCCACACCACAUUCACUGAACCCCUUUAUCUUGGGCUUAGACUUCAAUCUCCAACCUCAACCAUUUCUCUCAAAUAGUCAAAUAGCCUACAUUACAUCUAAGCAUUGUCUUUCAGAAAGUAUAUGUCCCACUGGGUGGGAGGGAGAGGGGUUAUAGAAAACUUUGUGGUCAGACUUAGGUUCUAAGCUAAGGAAGUAUACUUGAGAACAGAAUGGCCUGUGGGUUUACAAUACUGUUAUGUUGUAUCUCCUUUAUUCCUCUGAACAAAGAAUUUAAAAUAAUGUGCUAUAUACUGUAUAGCCGUACUGACCAUAAUUUCAAUUUAAAAUAAUGUCAAAAGCUGGCUAAUGAUCGAACAAAUGUUAAUGUCUGUGCCUUCAGAAAGUAUUCACACCCCUUGACUUUUUCCACAUUUUGUUGUGUUACAAAGUGGG
This is a messenger RNA of Coregonus clupeaformis (lake whitefish), 4020 nucleotides long. Its product is annotated as NACHT, LRR and PYD domains-containing protein 3-like. Bases 271 to 3663 code for a protein of 1130 amino acids. Gene Ontology annotation, molecular function: protein binding. The transcript has 11 exons. Lineage: Eukaryota; Metazoa; Chordata; Actinopteri; Salmoniformes; Salmonidae. The record is from RefSeq and is a predicted model, not a curated record.